Molecule: messenger RNA, 2753 nt
Organism: Drosophila biarmipes
Lineage: Eukaryota; Metazoa; Arthropoda; Insecta; Diptera; Drosophilidae
Gene: mal
Product: molybdenum cofactor sulfurase
Exons: 4
Coding region: 95-2443 (782 amino acids)
Biological process (GO): Mo-molybdopterin cofactor biosynthetic process
Molecular function (GO): pyridoxal phosphate binding; molybdenum cofactor sulfurtransferase activity; molybdenum ion binding
Source: RefSeq, a predicted model, not a curated record
CGAAAGAGUAUGGCGCAACAAACGCGGCGAUUGGCGGCAGGCCGGUCGCAAAUAAAUAAAGCCCGAUUCCCGACCGACUCCAACAGUGCCCAGCAUGUCGCCAUACCGCCCGGAGUUCUCCCCGUCGGAGCAGUCGACCAUCGACGCGGAAUUCUCUAGAUUGGCCAGGAACAAGAGUGUUUACCUGGACCAUGCGGGCACCACCCUCUACGCCGAGAACCAGGUGAAGGCCGCCGCGGAGCAGCUGCAGCGCACUGUCAUCUGCAAUCCGCACACCUGCCGCACCGCCGGCGACUUCGUGGACCAGGUGCGAUUCAAGGUGCUGGAAUUCUUCAACACCACCGCCGAGGACUACCAUGUGAUCUUCACGGCGAAUGCCACCGCCGCCCUGUCCCUGGUGGCGGAAAACUUUGACUUCGGGGCUUCGGGAGACUUCCACUUCUGCCAGGAGAACCACACCUCGGUGCUGGGGAUGCGCGAGAGGGUCCAGGCAAAGGGUAUUUACAUGCUGAAGGAGGACGAAAUCUCUGGCGGCUUGGCCAAGCGGAACGGCAAAAUGGCUCAGGAGGGCUGCAGGAAAACGGGAAACUCCCUGGUGACCUUCUCCGCCCAGUGCAAUUUUAGUGGCUACAAAAUCCCCCUAGAUGCGAUAGGGAAAAUCCAAAACAAUGGACUGUCCCAGGCGGGCAAACAAACCUGGGGUUCUGUGGCCGAGAGCAAGGAGAGUACCCACAACGACUACUAUAUCUGCCUAGAUGCAGCCUCUCUGGUGGCCACCAGUCCCUUGGAUCUGCAGAAGCACCGUCCCGACUAUGUGUGCCUCAGUUUCUACAAGGUCUUCGGCUAUCCAACGGGCGUGGGAGCCCUGCUGGUGAGUCGACGAGGAGCCGAGGCCUUCGGAAAGCGUCGCUUCUUCGGCGGCGGCACCGUCAACUACGCAUAUCCCCAUUCCACCGACUACCAGCUUAGGGAGUCCUUUCACCAGCGCUACGAGGAUGGCACCCUGCCCUUCCUCGCCAUUGUCGGACUGCUCGAGGGCUUUCGCACCCUAGAGAGACUGGUGCCCAAAACAGCGGAGCACGGCACCAUGGAGAGGAUUUCCAGGCACGUCUUCGGCCUGGCCCAGUACCUGGAGGACCAGCUGAAGCAACUCAAGCAUCCCAACGGCGAGCCCCUCAUCCGGCUGUACAACAAGGCGGGCUACCAGGAAAAAUCCCGCCAGGGCGGCAUUGUGGCCUUCAAUGUGCUCACGGAGUCGGGAUCCUAUGUGGGAUUCGGUGAGAUGGCCUGCGUGGCCGCGCUGCACGGCAUCCUCCUGCGCACCGGCUGCUUCUGCAACAUCGGAGCCUGUCAGUACUACCUUGGUCUGGAUGAAGACGCCAUGGAUGCGAUCUACAAGCGAGCGGGUCGCAUUUGCGGUGACUACUUUGACCUCAUCGACGGCCGGCCGACGGGAGCGGUGCGGGUGUCCUUCGGCUACAUGACAACCAUCCAGGACGUGGAGGAGCUGCUGAAGAUGCUGCGCUCCAGCUACUUGGCCACCAGGCCGCAGCAGCGCAUCCGGUUUAUCGAGGAGCAGGCGGAGCAGCUGCCGCCGCUGCUGAAGGAGCGAGUCCAGCUGCUGAGACCGAAACUCCUCCAAAUGGCCAUAUACCCGGUGAAGUCCUGCGCCGCCUUCAAGAUCGAGUCGCCGGGCUCGUGGCCACUGACGGAUCAGGGUCUAAAGUAUGACCGGGAAUGGAUGAUUGUGGACAUGAACGGCAUGGCGUUGACCCAGAAACGCUGCACCGAACUGUGCCUGAUAAGGCCAGUGAUCAAGGCGGACCAGUUGGAGCUGCAGUUCGGAGCCGACUCCGCUGUCUCAGUGCCCCUUUCCCUGGAGGACCAGGCAUCCGACUCAGCGAAGUGCGUCAGCAAGGUGUGCCGACAGCCCGUGGAGGGACUGGAUUGCGGCGACGAGGUUGCCCGGUGGCUAAGUCAAAGCCUGGGGCUGGAGGGCCUGCGGUUGCUCCGGCAAUCUGGCCAGAGGAACUCCUCCAAGGAUCAGCAGAAGCUGAGUCUGGUCAACCAGGCCCAGUUCUUGCUGCUGAACAAAUCUUCGGUGCGUUCUCUGCAGUUCGAGGAAUCCCUCGAAGAGACGGUGGAUCGCUUUCGGGCCAAUAUCAUCAUCGACACGGGCUGCGCCUUCGAGGAGCUGGCCUACAAGGCCCUGACCAUUGGGGGCCUCCGGUUCCAGGUGGAGGGUCCCUGCCAGCGCUGUGAUAUGAUUUGCAUUAAUCAAAGGACCGGCGAACGGUCGCCGGAAACCCUGACCACCAUAUCCCGCCUGCAGCAAGGUCGCAUGCGCUUUGGCAUCUAUAUCACUAGGAUCCCCAACGACCAACCAGAUUCGGAGGUCAAGGAGCAGCAGAUGACCUGCGGCGAUACUGUUCUGGUGGAGUAGUUUUUUCCCUACAUACAGCCUCCUAUAAUUACUUAAUUUUUAUUUGGUUAGUUUAAAAAGUAUUUAGUUUCUUUUCACAAUUACAUAUAUUCAAAUAUGCAGUUGAUUUCUUUAUAUAUUUAGUCCUCAUAAUAUUUGCUUACUCUACCCUCCCACUUGAUAAUAUUCCAUGCCUUUGCAUUUGGUUUAUUUCUGAAAAUUCUUACACACGCAUUCACGCAUAGUUUAAGCUCGAAGUAACCGGAUACCUCUUGCCAGUGUCUUAAGCCUUUGAAAGGCCUCAAUAGCAGAAUAAACAUAAUCAAAUCAA